AUGAGCGCCGCCGCCAGCCCCGAGCCGGUGCCCUCGCCGCCCGCCGCGGGGCCUCGCUACUUCGAGCGCUUCUCGGAGGACGACCCCGAGUACCUGCGCGCCCGCAACAUGGCAGCCGACCUGCGGCAGGACUUCAACAUGAUGGAGCAGAAGAAGCGGGUCACCAUGAUCCUCCAGAGCCCGUCUUUCAGGGAGGAGCUGGAGAGCCUCAUCCAGGAGCAGAUGAAGAAGGGGAACAACUCGUCCAACAUCUGGGCCCUGCGGCAGAUCGCCGACUUCAUGGCCAGCACCUCCCCGGCCGUCUUCCCCACGUCGCCCAUGGGCCCCUCCACGGUGACGCCCAUCAACGACCUGCACGGCGCCGGCGAGGCGCUGCCGCUGGCCAAGGGCGAGCGGCUGAUGCGCUGCAAGGUGGGCAGCCUCUACCGCCUGCUCGACCUCUACGGCUGGGCCCAGCUCAGCGACACCUACGUCACGCUGCGGGUGAGCAAGGAGCAGGACCAUUUCCUCAUCAGCCCCAAGGGCCUCUCGUGCAGCGAGGUGACGGCGUCGAGCCUGGUCAAGGUGAACAUCCUGGGCGAGGUGGUGGAGCAGGGCAGCACGGGCUUCGCCGUGGACGCCGGCGCCUUCAGCCUGCACGCGGCCGUCUACGCCGCCCGGCCGGCCACGCGCUGCGUGGUGCACCUGCACACGCCGGCCACGGCCGCAGUGUCGGCCAUGCGCUGCGGGGUGCUGCCGGUGUCGCACGAGGCGCUGCUGGCCGGCGACGCCGCCUACUUCGACUUCGGCGGCGCGCUGCAGGAUGAGGCCGACCGCGUGCAGCUGCAGAAGUGCCUGGGCCCCACCUGCAAGAUCCUGGUGCUGCGCAACCACGGCGUGCUGGCGCUGGGCGACACCGUGGAGGAGGCCUUCUACAAGAUCUUCCACCUGCAGGCGGCCUGUGAGAUCCAGGUGUCCGCGCUGUCGAGCGCCGGUGGCGCCGAGAACCUCGUCGUGCUGGAGCGCGACAAGCACCGGCCGCACGAGGCGGGCUCGGUGCGCUGGGCCGGCAGCACCUUCGGGCCGAUGCAGAAGAGCCGCCUGGGCGAGCAUGAGUUCGAGGCCCUCAUGCGCAUGCUCGACAACCUGGGCUACCGGACGGGCUACACCUACCGCUACCCCUUCGUGCAGGAGAAGAGCAAGCCCAAGAGCGACGUGCUCAUUCCCGCCACGGUGACGGCCUUCGUCUUCGACGAGGAGGCCGCCGCCGUGCCGGCGCCGCGGCAGCACGCGCACAGGCAGCAGCAGGAGAAGACGCGCUGGCUCAACACGCCCAACACCUACCUGCGGGUGGCCGUGGCCGACGAGCAGCCGGGCGGCCCCCGCACCAAGACCACGUGGCUGAAAGCGGACGAGGCGGAGAAGGGCGGCGGCACGGCCAUCCGCAUCGAGAACCCCAACCAGUUCGUGCCCCUCUACACGGACCCGCAGGAGGUGCUGGAGAUGAGGAACAAGAUCCGCGAGCAGAACCGCCAGGACGUCAAGUCGGCCGGGCCCCAGUCGCAGCUGCUGGCCAGCGUCAUCGCCGAGGCGAGCCGCAGCCCCUCCGCAGAGAGCCGCUUGUCAGAGGCGGCGGCGGAGGAGCCCGGGCGGGAGGCGCCCGCCGAGCCGGAGCCCCCCAACCCCUUCAGCCAGCUCACGGACCGCGAGCUGGAGGAGUACAAGCGCGAGGUGGAGCGCAAGGAGCUGCUGCAGGGUAGGGCUGCGCCGGCGGGGCCGCGCGCCCGCAGCCACCCCCCGCUGCCGCCGCCCGGCUACCCCCCGCGUCCCGCCGAGCCGCCCGCCGCCACGCCGCCGAGCCCCCCGCCGGCGCCCGCCGAGGCCGAGCCGCGCGCCGCCGCGGACGGGGAGGCCGAGCCGCCCGCCGCCGAGCCGCCGGAGGAAGAAGGGCAGGAGGCGCCGGGCCGAGGCGAGGGCCGGACGGCGGCGGAGCCGGCCGCCCCCCGCGAGCGCGGCGGGGAGACGGCGCCCAGCAGCCCGGCCUCGCCCGAGGGCUCGCCCUCCAAGUCGCCCUCGAAGAAGAAGAAGAAGUUCCGCACCCCGUCCUUCCUCAAGAAGGGCAAGAAGAAGGAGAAAGUGGAGGCCUGAGGCCCCUCGGGGCGGCGGCUGCCGCUCGCCCUGUCCCCCCUUCUCCCCACAGCCCCCCCCGGCCUGCACCGAGCCCCCUGUGCGCCCCCGCCUCUGCCCUGCCCCGGUGAUGGGGAGGGCGCAGGCGGGCGGCUGCGGGGCCACCACUGCCGCCACCACCACCACCACCA
Messenger RNA from Rhea pennata, 2297 nucleotides. It is a transcript of the gene ADD2, whose product is annotated as adducin 2. Gene Ontology annotation, biological process: barbed-end actin filament capping. The record is from RefSeq and is a predicted model, not a curated record. Gene Ontology annotation, molecular function: actin filament binding. Gene Ontology annotation, cellular component: cytoskeleton; postsynaptic density; plasma membrane. The transcript has 13 exons. Bases 1 to 2127 code for a protein of 708 amino acids. NCBI's taxonomy places the organism in Eukaryota, Metazoa, Chordata, Aves, Rheiformes, Rheidae.